UCCCUCGGUCCCGUGGUGUGCCCCCAACAGCUUGUUUCACCGGCUGUCCUGUAUUCCAGAAGGCCAGCAUCUUCAGUGUGGGCACCCAGCUGUGAUAGCUUGCGGCUUCACAGCCGGGUACCCACUGCACAUGCGCGAGUAGCACUGUUCUUCCUGAAUGGUCCUGUAGUCUUCUGGGACCUGUCACGUGUCCCAAAAGACUACAGGGAGGGAGGACACCUUCCGUUUCCGAUCGCCUAGGCGGAAGCGAUGGAAGUGGGAGAGGGUACCUGUCAAAUCUGGGUACCCGCUUCCCCCCCACUUCCCAAAGGUGCCAAACCUUAAUGGGGAGCA
Messenger RNA from Staurois parvus, 333 nucleotides. Lineage: Eukaryota; Metazoa; Chordata; Amphibia; Anura; Ranidae. The record is from the annotation of a GenBank genome assembly.